Nerophis ophidion (straightnose pipefish) is the source of this 2299-nucleotide messenger RNA. Its product is annotated as class I histocompatibility antigen, F10 alpha chain-like. Gene Ontology annotation, biological process: immune response. The transcript is spliced from 5 exons. NCBI's taxonomy places the organism in Eukaryota, Metazoa, Chordata, Actinopteri, Syngnathiformes, Syngnathidae. Gene Ontology annotation, cellular component: external side of plasma membrane. The coding region runs from base 254 to 1330 and encodes 358 amino acids. The record is from RefSeq and is a predicted model, not a curated record.
AGUGAGUCCAGUAGAAGACUUCUUGUCAGUUGACUGCUGCCACUUUUCUGUGCAGAAUAGCGUUUCGUUUUCUCUCCUCACUGUGACGUCACAGAAUGCUGACUCCUCAUUGGCUCAGGUGGAGUAUUAUAAAAAGAGCCUCGACAGUUCCUGGUUCAUUUUUCCUGUUUGCGAGUCAAGCGAGUGUUCGUCACUUUUGUCUUUCUCUGCGGGAUUAAAAGUGGCAAACAUCUUUUUGUUUCGCGCUGACAUCAUGAACUUGUUUUUAUUCUUUCUUCUGGUCGUGCAAAUGCACAGCGUGACGCCUGUGAUUCACACGCUGCAGUAUUUCCAAACUGCGUCCUCUCAAGUUCCAAACUUCCCAGAGUAUGUGAUUGUUGGUUAUGUUGAUGGAGUUCAGAUUUCUCACUAUGACAGCAACAGCAGGAAAGCAGAAGCCAAACAGGACUGGAUGAACAAAAUCACAGCAGAGGAUCCAAAAUACUGGCAGAGACAAACAGAGAUCAGUGUUGGUAAUGAGUUGAGGGCUAAACACAACCUUGAAGUUCGUAAGAAGCGUUUCAACCAAACUGGAGGUGUUCACAUUCUCCAGUGGAUGUCUGGAUGUGAAUGGAAUGAUGAGACUGAUGAAGUUAAAGGUUGGGAACAGGAAGGUUAUGAUGGAGAAGAUUACAUAUCGUUGGACAUGAAGACAUGGACAUUUACUGCAGCAAAACAACAAGCUUUCCCCGACAAACUCAAGUGGGACCAGAACAAACAUCUACUAGAAUACAGGAAGUUUUACUUCACUGAGGAAUGUCCUUCUUACUUGAAGAAGCAUGUGAACAAUGGGAAGGAGGUCCUAAUGAGAACAGAGCUUCCAGAGGUGUUCCUGCUCCAGAAGACGCCGUCCUCUCCGGUCAGCUGCAUGGCGACAGGUUUCUACCCCGACGGUGCCGACCUGUUUUGGAGGAAAGACGGCGAGCAGAUCUUCGAGGACGUGGAGCACGGAGAGAUACUCCCCAACCACGACGGAACCUUCCAGAUGUCGGUGGCGCUGAAAGUGGAGGUGACGGCCGACGUGGAGGGCAAGUACGAAUGUGUGUUUCAGCUGUCAGGCGUCAAGGAGGACUUGGUCACCAAGCUGGAGAGAAGAAGCAUCCUGAGCAACGCAAGCCAUGAAGACAACUUGAGCGUCGCCCUCGCUGCCACGGCGGCGGUCCUCGCUGUGGCGGCCAUCAUCAUCAUCAUCAUCAUCAUGGUCAUGGUCAGGCGUCACAGAAACAGACAAGGUGAGGGACGCCAAUGUCCUCUGUCUUCUUCUUCUCGGUGCACUCGGUCCAGGCCGUGAGUUGAUGCUUUCAUCCGGGCUGCAAAGGUGCGGCCAUCUUUUAGUUGCCUUCCAGCCAAACACUCAAAGAUCCACAGAGACAGAGCGCACACUCUCACGUAGAAACACGGCGUGACGUGAGGGGAAAAGUCCACUUCACCUUGUUUCUCUUUCAUUUCAGCCCAGUACGAUCCAGCUGGUAAGUAAAACAUCUUUUCUUUGAGCCGCAAGAAACAAAGCCGUGGUGAAGCGUCACUCACAUGGAGGUCUGAUGUGGACCUUUGUUACAAGUUUAGCCGGAAAAGCCCAACUGGAGCUGACUCCUUCACAAUAAAAGUCCCUCCUGUGAGCACACGCAAUACAAAGUCUGGCAUAUCUCACUUUUGACAGGAGUCCUCAUGAUGAGGAUCAGCCAAAUGAGACAUCAAGUGUGCUGACUCGUCAUGUUUCCAAGUCACACCUCAAAGAUCUGAUGUGAGUGACGAGGCACCUACUGGAUGUUCUUCCUUCACCGUUUGCGUUUGUCCCGCAGCUCGCCACGGCGGCGUGGAGCUCGACGAGAACGUGCAGGCGGCUGAAGGCUGAGUAAGCUCACAUGGACUGUCUGCACCUCCAAAUGUUCUUGUGUGAAGAUGAUGUUCAACUUGGAUUCACCUGCUUCUGUCGGGAAUGUGCUGAGUGGUCUUCUUCCUCCAGGAUGCUUUGUGCACUGGAACACAGGGAGAUGUCUCCAUCGCUGAGGGACGUCAUCACACUCGGAGAUGAGAUGGAGAUGUGCUUUGUUCUUCGUCCGACUGCUCCUCACGCUAUUCCAUGUAUUCUUCUUUGGCCGUUAAAAGACUUUCAAGAUCAAACGUUGGUGGCUGUAAAAUCGCACGUUUCAUGGCCUUGACGUCAUGACGAGGAUUUCUUCUUUUCUUUCAAUGGCCGCUGCUUAUGAUCAAUAUCACAUUGUGUCACAUCUCUGUCAAUAAAUCCGUUUUUUCUCCA